Cryptomeria japonica (Japanese cedar) is the source of this 675-nucleotide messenger RNA. RefSeq names its product non-specific lipid-transfer protein. NCBI's taxonomy places the organism in Eukaryota, Viridiplantae, Streptophyta, Pinopsida, Cupressales, Cupressaceae. The coding region runs from base 69 to 425 and encodes 118 amino acids. The transcript has 2 exons. The record is from RefSeq and is a predicted model, not a curated record. Gene Ontology annotation, molecular function: lipid binding. Gene Ontology annotation, biological process: lipid transport. Gene Ontology annotation, cellular component: membrane.
UUUCAUUCACGAUAAUUUCAUCUCUGAGAUCUUUUAGAGUCCAAGUGUCUAAGCAAGGAACGAAGAAAAUGGCGGUGAAAAUGGUGACGGCAUUUGUGUUUGUGGCUGCGGUAAUGGUGGCAACAUGGGGUGGAGCAGCCGAAGGAGCGGUGACAUGCCAGGAUGUAGUGAGUUCCAUGGCGCCUUGUGCGGGGUAUCUGAUGGGCAAUGCGCCAAAUCCGGCUCCCGCAUGCUGCCCUGCUGUCCAAUCGCUUAACUCUCGCCUGACUGCUGUGGCAGAUCGUCAGACUGCCUGCAACUGUUUCAAGCAGGCCGCCUCCUCUUAUGGCGUCAGUGUCCCUAAGGCUCAGUCCCUGCCCCGUAUCUGCAAGGUCUCCCUUAACGUUGCUGUGGCGCCCAACGUGAACUGUGCUAAUGUUCACUAGAUGAGCUACAUGGAGUCCUAUUACAGCGUUGGGUGGAGGCAAGAUUAUGAAGUUACUAUAAUAUUUCUAUAAUGUAAAGGCCUUCGAAGCCUUUUUAUGUAGUGUUGGUAGUUAGCAGAAGUAACAGGCAGCCAGCUUCUAUGUACGGUUGUCUAUAUAUGUUAGAAUAAAGACAAUACUUCCAUCGAACUUUUGUUUGGUUAUUAUGAAUGUUUUGCUAUAUUUAUCCGAGCAUAUUUUUUAAAAAUCA